UGGCUUCAUUUUCAACAUCAACUUUCCCCUUCAAAAAGAAUCGCACUUCUCCUCCAUGCGGCGAAAAAGAAACCGACCAGGAAAUUUUUCAGGGAAAUUUCUUCAGUUGAGGAAAAAACGCCGGCGCGUUUCUUUUCGCGCUCCGCCGCUGACGGCUCGAUUUCCCUUAAAUGUCAGUGUCAAGAGAGUUUUCGUGACACUACAAGUGACAAGGCGUCGCAGAAAAAAGCUUCGGCGGCAGACUCGCCGUGGAAAAGUUUCGCGAGGGGAAAGAUAACGAGAGCGAGCCGACACACAUUCAAGCUGGUAACGAGGCGAAAGGAUAUAUUUGAGGGGAACGAGGAGCGAAAUGGGACGAACGCCGUCUCCGGCAUCUCGACGUAGGCGAGAAAAGGACAGGUCCGAGCGUAAGAAACGACGCGAACGGGCUCGGGACCGGUCACGCGAAAGAGAAAGAGAGAAGGAGCCACGACGACAUCGUUCCCGUUCGCGCGAAAGGAGUCGUGAACGCGGCGAACGCUCAGGACGAAGACGCUCGAGAUCACGAUCAAAAGAACGAGCACAUCCAUCAACAUCACGCGGUAAACCUGAACGACCAGAAUUCAGUGAAGCCGAUUUAGAGGGCAAGACACCCGAAGAAAUUGAAAUGAUGAAAACAAUGGGCUUUUGCACAUUUGACACGACGAAAAAUAAAAAGGUUGAAGGUAACGAUGCUGGGGAAGUUCAUGUGAUUUUAAAACGUAAAUAUCGUCAAUAUAUGAAUCGUAAGGGCGGUUUCAACCGGCCAUUGGAUUUCGUUGCGUAGCUCAAAUCCUCAUGGUUCAGGAUGCGAUUCAACUCACUUUUAUUGGCGAACAAGUACAAAGCUGUGAAGAUGUAUUUUCUUUUCAAUCUGUUUUUUUCGCUGCUUCACAAUCACAUCUCAGAUGCAUGCAAUCUGGGCCUCAAGAAAUCUGAGGACAGGUUCACGUAUACAUCGUUCAAUUUUACGGAAAAAGGAAAGUAAAUUUACAGGAAAAUCAGACCCAAAGCAACCUCCACACUUCACAACAAUGCAAUAGAACGGUUUUCUUUAUUAUAUACAUAUUAUAACAAAUUAUUUACACAAAUACCUCCACACCCACCCACACACAAAUGCAAUAGAAUGGUUUUUAUAUAUUUUAUAUAUAUACACACACACAUCAAAACUCACACAAACUUACAAUAGACCAAUUAACGCAAUAGCCAGGAUUUUUUUGUUACAAUAGUACAAUAUUUGUUAUAAUAUUAUUGCCUUAAAAUUUUACAAGAUCAACUAUUAAGUUUCAGCCAAAAUAUACCUCACAAUCAAAUCUCAGACAAAAGCUAACAUAAAUUACAGCAAAACACAACCAUAACAGGAAAAUCAAACAACUUAGGAUUUUCAAAAAGUAAUAAAACUUAAGAAAUAUACCUCAGAACGUUGGCAGGAUUUCUUAGCCAACGCCUGCUAAACACAACAUAACAUUUUGUACCCCCCACGAUCGCUGCAUUAUCUAUCGUGAAAUUGCAGACCGAGUAUUUUGAACUAUUCAAAUGCCUUUUCGUGAUUGAUAUGAAAGAUAUAUCGUAAACUUAGUUGAUAGCUUAUAAGAUUUUCUACAGAUAAAAUUCGCAUUAAUAUUCGAGUUACGAGUCAAAAUAUAAAAAUAAAUUAUUUAGGAUUUAUGAAAAGGCUGAGAAGCUAUUGAGGAUGCAAGGAAGCUCAAAAACAAUGAUGCGGAUGUAUAAAAAUCGGAAAAGUAGUUUUAAGGAGACAAAUACAUAUUAAUUUUCAAAUUUAUCAUCUAGACUUUAAGCCAUGGUUUAUAGCUCGUUUCCAUAAUGUUCCCUGAAGCGAAGCGUUCUUUGAGAAAUCGUGCGAUGAGAGGCGCCCGAAGGACAAAUUUAGAUUGGCUAAAAUUUUUUAUUACCAAAUUUGUUUUAAAUCAAAAAUUCUUGUAAAUUUAACAGCCAGCAAUGUUGCGUUGUAAUUUGGGCUUUGUGACACGGGUUCGUGGCGGUUUUCAGAGGAACGUAACGCAAUGCCUUACAUAGAACAUACUGUUUGCAUCUUAUUCACCUUUGUUAUGUCGUUUGAGCUCUGACCUUUUGCAGAGUUGCUUUCACUGGAAAAUUAUUUCAAAUUGCAGAAACCUUCGGUUGAUCAAAAUGAUUAAAUAGUCGAUAUUGGAAUUCGAAACUUUUGUGUUGAAGUACAUAAAUUAAAGCUCAAAUGACUAUCGGAUCAGGCUAAGUUAAUCCAGGAAACGACCAAUUAUAUCCACAUUUAUUAUAUAACAUAAUACCUCAUUGUAUCUUUACUUCAUGUUUUUUUUCUCUACUUUUGGUCGUUAUAGUAUAAACCCGUUAAAUUACAAUAGUUACAGUUUCAUGUUAUGAUAUCCACUCAAUAUUAUUAAUUACACUUGUCUAUUUCAAUCAUUUUCUGGUAGUCAAAAGUUGGACGAAAAAUAAUCGAGUUCUACUAUUUAUCAACUACUAAAACGCUUGGUGGAUGAAUAUCUUCUUCGGUGUUCAGAGAAAGAUGUUUUUUACUUAGUGAAAAAAUACCCAUUAAUACCUAAAAAUGUGUAGACCGUAAUCACUACUCAAUUAUUUUUCGCCCACCGCUUCCAGUCCAUAUAUUGUUAUAAGUUCAAUUAAAGGAAACAUAUUGCUUUCGAACUAUUUCUCCAUAAAGUUGUACUGACUUUGUUAUCGAAGAUUUGUUAAAACAAUUCGAAAAAAAUGAAAUAAAUUUGUAAUGAUAUGACA
Molecule: messenger RNA, 2775 nt
Organism: Hermetia illucens (black soldier fly)
Lineage: Eukaryota; Metazoa; Arthropoda; Insecta; Diptera; Stratiomyidae
Gene: ytr
Product: U4/U6.U5 small nuclear ribonucleoprotein 27 kDa protein
Exons: 3
Coding region: 350-805 (151 amino acids)
Biological process (GO): RNA splicing
Cellular component (GO): precatalytic spliceosome
Source: RefSeq, a predicted model, not a curated record